GGUUUCGGAAUCGAGGCUUCACCCAAACAUCCGCGCCUCGUUCCGGUCUUUUCCCGUGUGAGUUGCAACAUGGCGGUCGGAAAGAACAAGGGACUUUCGAAAGGAGGCAAAAAGGGCCUCAAAAAGAAGAUUGUUGACCCCUUCACUCGUAAAGAUUGGUACGAUGUCAAGGCUCCAUCAAUGUUCCAAAUCCGCAACGUUGGGAAGACCCUCGUUAACCGUACACAGGGAACCAAAAUCGCCUCCGAUGGCCUCAAAGGACGUGUGUAUGAAGUUUCCCAGGCUGACUUGAACAACAACGAGGAUGCUUUCAGGAAGUUCAAGCUUGUUUGCGAAGAAGUGCAGGGCCGUCAUUGCCUCACCAACUUCCACGGAAUGGACUUGACAACUGACAAGCUCCGAUCCAUGGUCAAGAAAUGGCAGACCCUGAUCGAGGCUCAGGUGGACGUACGCACGACCGACGGCUUCGUUCUUCGACUGUUCUGCAUUGGCUUCACCAAGAAGACCCAGAGCCAAGUGAAGAAAACUUGCUACGCCCAACACGCCCAGGUCCGUGCCAUCCGUCGCAAGAUGGUCGAGAUCAUCCAGCGCGAGGUAUCGUCCUGCGACCUGAAGGACGUCGUCAGCAAACUGAUCCCCGAAUCGAUCGGCAAAGACAUCGAGAAGGUCUGUAAUGCAAUCUUCCCGCUCCAUGACGUGCUCAUCAGGAAGGUCAAGGUGCUCAAGAAGCCCAAGUUCGACAUGAGCAAGCUCCUUGAGCUGCACGGCGACUCGAAGGGAUCCUCUGGAACCAAGACCGCCGACGGUAUGGCUGUCGACCGCCCCGACGAUUAUGAGCCCCCAGUGCUCGAGACCGUCUAGAAUUGAUGAUGGCCAAGAACAUCAUUUGUCAUCAAGCUCCACCAUUGGGGUAAUAAAAAAAAGUUUCA
This is a messenger RNA of Galendromus occidentalis (western predatory mite), 929 nucleotides long. It is a transcript of the gene RpS3A, whose product is annotated as ribosomal protein S3A. Gene Ontology annotation, biological process: translation. Gene Ontology annotation, cellular component: ribosome. The coding region runs from base 70 to 861 and encodes 263 amino acids. Gene Ontology annotation, molecular function: structural constituent of ribosome. Lineage: Eukaryota; Metazoa; Arthropoda; Arachnida; Mesostigmata; Phytoseiidae. The record is from RefSeq and is a predicted model, not a curated record. The transcript has 3 exons.